GCCCGGAAGUGCGCGCGCACCGGCGAGAUGGUGGCGGCGGGCGUCCCACUGGGGGUCCUGCUCCGCCUCUGCCGCGUGCUGUUGUUCCUCUCCCAGUUCUACAUCUUGUCGGGCGGGGGAUCCUUAAAUUUAGAGCAGUCGCAGCCGCUGGCUCAGUCAAUAAAGGAUCCGGGCCCAACACGUACUUUCACAGUAGUUCCCAGGGCAGCAGAAAGUACUGAUAUCCCACCUUAUGUGAUGAAGUGUCCAAGUAAUGGUUUGUGUAGCAGACUUCCUGCAGACUGUGUAGAAUGCAGGACAAAUUACUCCUGUGUCUAUGGGAAGCCUGUCACUUUUGACUGCACAGUCAAACCUUCCGUUACCUGUGUUGAUCAAGACUUCAAAUCCCAAAAGAACUUCGUCAUCAACAUGACUUGCAGGUUUUGCUGGCAGCUUCCAGAAACCGAUUAUGAGUGUUCCAACUCCACCAGCUGCAUGACCGUGUCCUGUCCUCGGCAACGCUACACUGCCAACUGCACGGUGCGGGACCACAUUCACUGCUUGGGUAACCGUACUUUUCCAAAAAUGCUAUACUGCAACUGGACUGGAGGUUAUAAGUGGUCUACUGCUCUGGCUCUGAGCAUCACCCUCGGGGGGUUUGGCGCUGACCGUUUCUACCUGGGUCAGUGGCGGGAAGGCCUUGGCAAGCUCUUCAGCUUCGGCGGCCUGGGGAUAUGGACGCUGAUAGACGUCUUGCUGAUUGGCGUUGGCUACGUGGGACCAGCAGAUGGCUCCUUGUACAUUUAGCUGCGGCUCUGAGCUUCAGAGGAGCAGUGCUUCCCAGUCUCUUUGCCUGUAGGAGUUGAUGUGCUGUGAGUAAUGUAUUUGUAUGUUUUUAAUGUACAGCAUCUGUACUUUGCCUGCCUUGAUAAAGGUAAAAUAAUAAAAAAAACAAAACAAAACACCGUA
Messenger RNA from Lynx canadensis (Canada lynx), 948 nucleotides. It is a transcript of the gene TM2D3, whose product is annotated as TM2 domain containing 3. The coding region runs from base 28 to 786 and encodes 252 amino acids. The record is from RefSeq and is a predicted model, not a curated record. The transcript is spliced from 6 exons. NCBI's taxonomy places the organism in Eukaryota, Metazoa, Chordata, Mammalia, Carnivora, Felidae.